CUGGCCGCUUGAAUUUCUACUUCCCCACAGCGGAUGUAUAUAAACCAUGUUUAUUGUGUACACACUACACAGAUACGAGACUACCAGAUAUAUGUCGCUAUAACAAUCACAGAUCUGAAUAGGGUGUACGUGCUGCGGCAUUAGGCGCACCGGAAAUUGAUUCUGUAUAGAAGAUAAUAUUAGAGACAACCAUGUACCCAUUCUUAUUUCGGAAUGGAAUCGGUCGUUACAGUGUGGAAUUAUUUUUGUUAUAUCUCAGCCUUGUAUUUAAUCUCGGCACCGGUAUCAUUCGGGUUUAUAAGAAGGAUUACGGGAAAACAUUCGGAAAACCAGUCUGUACCUUAUGGAAUGAUUAUCCGGCCAUUCCUGAAGCGAAAUUUCCGGUUGAUCGCUCGGUUUACUUGAAGACAGGUGUUUUUGACGAUGCUUGCAAUCUAUCAAAAGCGCCUACAGGGGAAAAAUGGAGGAAAUCCCCUAAAAUGAUAUUGUUGAUGGAUGACUCCGACUGUGGACCAGUAAAAAACGUUCUGGGAAGUGCAAGCAGCGGGAACAAAUCAGACAGUGACGUUUUUUAUGCCAAAGUCUUGAAAGCACAAGAAUUUGAUUACGUUGCAGCCAUCGUAUAUCCGAGAUUGCCCGUUAAGCGGCAGCGGCCUUCGGUCAGUCUUUCCGACCCCGAAAAGCCAACAACGUCUACCGACAUCCGACCGUACCCCAUUCCGGUGUCAGAUAAAAUGGCAAAACUUAUAACGAUCCCCGUGCAUUUCGUUACGUAUGAGCAGGGAAUGAUUUUAAAACACUAUGCACAUCAAGGUCAGGAUUUUGCGACCGGGUUCCAUUUUAACUUAGCGAGAUUAAAAACCAAUAUACCGACCAUGAAAAAAAAUAGCUACCUGUCUGCUGAAUGGAGCGAGUUUUUUCGACGGCACCGGAAAUUAAUAUUUCUGGAGACGGCUCAAACAACAUCCGCUUACUACGGCAUCAACGUAUUGACUCCACGGCCGAAUAACGCGUGGUCGGAUGACGGUCGCGAAUCUCCGACAAUCGAACCACUACCGGCAUAUAGUACCUCGAAUCCAGGAUACACGUCACAAACGGCGAAUUCACUUACAAUUUAUUUUGCGGUGAUCCUAUCUGCUGGUCUUGUCUUCGCUUUGCUGUUCUGUGCCUGUAACAAGAUACGGCUGCGCCGACAACAACGAGCUGGUUCGCGACGAUUUUCACCAAGAACCUUUUCGAUACCACAGAAUUUAACCGGUGAAGAGACCGCGGAAGUUAUGGCGGCGCGCCGGCGUCUGUAUGGAUUAUGUAAGUUCCUUGUACAAGAGCAGGAAGCCCAAGAACGAGAACGCCAGACAGUCAACGAUAUACCACUUAGCGUCGAAGAAAUGGAACAGCUUCCUCGCGUCGAAGUCACCGAACCUACCGAUGAUGUUUGCCCGUCGUGCCAACAGACUUUUAUUGAGGGCGAUCUUAAGAUUGUCUUAUCCUGCGCGCACGAUGGACAUGAAGCUUGCCUGACAAUAUGGCUGACGAUGUUUUCUCGGAACUGUUCCGUAUGCCAACAGCCUGCCUUUGCGGAUGGAACUGCUGAAUCGACAACAAAUUCCAGUAUAGUACUGACUGCGGAUACGUGCUCGCAGGGAACUGAAUGACCCUUGUGCGCGGUCUCGAAACCUGCACGGCACAUUACCGAAUACCCUGUAGCGAAUUUUUGCGUGAAAAUGGCGGUGACUGCCCUUUUUUUAUCAUGCAGUGCUUUUUGUUUAUGCUGUAUCUGUAUAGUUUACAGUUAAAGCUUUUGACCCCGGUCACGACCGACAGCGGCCACUUGAGCAUGUCUCCGGUCACCUAGGUUAUAACCUGGGUGACCGGGGAGCCUCGUAUCGUAAUUACGAUACGAGUCUCCCCGGACAUUCUUUUUUAAUGAAACUCAAUCGACACAAGGAAUAUACAGUAAUCAGCAAACGAGACAACAAGUCGAUGUACGCAGUUGCUGUGCACAUUAAUUGGUCUAAAGUUUAAACACAGCUCAUCCACAUGAGCCGAUGAUAUUGAAUUAAGUCAGGAGAAAAAUUCCAGAAACAUCGUAGUGGAAAUCAAAGCUAGACAGAAAUUAAACACCAAAGUACCAGCGUGUCCAGGAUAUCCGAGAUCGUUCAGACGUCUAGGAGGAAGCUUUUGCAACCACUGGGCACCUAUUCAAAUGGCCACGCCCCGUGACAGGCACGUGAGUGUAACGCCACUACAACCGCAAUAAACAGCAGCCGUCAUAAACAGCUUGGAAGCCGACAAAGAAAUUACUUAUGAGAAGCUGGCUAAAGUCACGCAAAAUCGAAGCCAUUAGCAGCAGGAUCCAUCAGCAGGUUAUUGGCACCCCGUAGUAAUCGGACAAAUAUAGGCUUGAAAUAAACGGAUCAAAGGUGUGUUUUAUGACCGAUCGAUGGCAAACAGCUGCAUUUCCUGCAUCGUUCCCGAUUCAUCUGGUUAUGGGGGACGCCUCGAUUGCGGUGGUGUGCUUUUGAGUGCUUUUUAGCCGACGCAAAGCAAACUGCAACGGUCUAUGUACGAGAAAACAUGCAUUUCAUAUGACGUAACAUCGAUAGAAUAUGGAGCACAGUAUCUAUUGCGCUGUAAUUCCGAUAAUUGUAACUAACUUCAGUACACCUGCAGAAUCGCUUCGUGCUUACGGUAUCUACGGCACAUUUUGCAGUCAGUACAGUACAAUAUACUUUAACAAAAAUCCGAGCACUGUACGUUGAAACACAAACUUCCCGCGUUCCUUUUUUCCUCCCACUGACGGAGAAUUUGCCAUCAGCUAAAAGUAUUUGCCAACGCAAUCGCUCCUUCGAUUGGUGCUUACGGUGACACCCGUCAAAGUAUUACACACUUUGCAUAUCAUACCAGCGAUACUGAUUGGAUGCUGUUGUACGCUUGUAUGGAACAAAUGCAGAGACGCUAACCACUUCUGCCCAAACUGCCAUCACUACAUCGGAAGAUACAAGCGACUGUGCUAACGACAAAUUACAAAUACAGUCAUGACAUUGACAAAAUCGGCCAAAAUCCAGCGACGAAGUUCAAAGUACUGACCAUCGACCACCAGAUUCAAAGUACCGGACACCAGAUUCAAAGUACUGGCCAUCGACCACCGCAUAAUCAACCAUGCAGCGAAGACAAGGGAUUUAAUAAAUUCAUCUUUCACGCUACGUUUUCGUUCGCUAUGCUACCAAAAAAUUGGUCAUGUAUAAUAUUAUUAAUAAUAUAAGUUUACUGUAAGAUAAAAAAAAGUGCCAGUAGAAUCGGCUUUUUUUUGUACCACAUUGUAUUGCAUUUGUUUGCGUUCGAUUGCUUGUAUUGCCUUCGCUCGGAUUAUUCUUAUAUUGUAGCAUGUGUGCAACUGAUUAAAA
Paramacrobiotus metropolitanus is the source of this 3407-nucleotide messenger RNA. RefSeq lists its product as uncharacterized. The record is from RefSeq and is a predicted model, not a curated record. Bases 192 to 1655 code for a protein of 487 amino acids. The transcript is spliced from 14 exons. NCBI's taxonomy places the organism in Eukaryota, Metazoa, Tardigrada, Eutardigrada, Parachela, Macrobiotidae.